AUGACCGCAUACGAUCACUUGACACAGUACACUGCCUCAUUCCAUGCCCAGCCCAGUCUCGUUUCUUGAUUUAAGAAUAAAGCACCUAUCUUUUUGUCCUCCCUUGCCCUCUUUCCCAUAUUCAAAUCGAUUCUUUCAGAGCUCGAUCCAUUCAUAACUCCAUUUUUUAAAUAAAUAGGUAUUGAUACGCCACGCCCGUUGCGGGAGGAGGGCCUCGUGUUCUCCGAUCCAGCCAGGAUGGUACGAUUGAGGCGGACCACAAAACAAAGCCCAGCACCGAAACUCGGCUCCCAUAUACUAGCCAUAGAGGAACACUGUCAAGUUCCCGUCGAAAGAAUCGCACUGUAAAGACGGCGAAAGAGCUGAUUUCGUCUUUGGAUGAUACCAAUAUACAGGCAACUACCCACCCUGCUAUUGCUACUGUCGAAGAAAAGCACGAUGAAGUGAGCGAACUCGCAAAUCCGAAAGAAGUCCCUAGUGGUUGGUACGGGAAGAAGGUCUUAAAAGAGAAGUAUGCCGAGAAUGGGGCAAGCAGAGGCUUUAAUAAACCAUACAACUUUAAUUCGUGGCGUGGUGGUGGUGAUGGCGGUGAUGGCGAAAAUGGUGAUAGGAAGAAGGGAAAAGAAGGCGGUAGUGGAGAUGAUGGCACAAGUGAUGGAGGGGAGAGUUCAAGUGGAGGGGGCACAGAGGCUGUGACGAAAAGAUUGGAAAAUGCAGUUCUGGAAGAAGACGAGGGCGAAGAAGACCUAGAGGCCUUUCAGAACGGUACUAUUUUAUUUCCAUUUGCCAUAUGAUAAUGCUUAUAUCUUCUAGGACAAAUCCGGGAGGCCAGCUCAGUGUACUCUCACGACUACGAAGAAGAGCUUCGCCGCCGUCUUAAGGCCAAAGAGUCAAUCCGAAUAGAAUUCCAACGAACUGGGAAUUUCGAGGAAAGGUCUUUGCAAUUUUACAAUGAGCGACUUAGACAGGCAGCAUGGAACUCUCGAAAACUACAGGAAAAGAAGCAGAAAGAAAUGGAUAAAAGUGUGGAGCAAAAAACGGAGAUGACCAGAGAACUUCGAAAUCCGAAGGAACUAAAAUUGAGGCAUGACGAUGGAAAGAUUACAAACUCAUGGACCUGGAAAAUGAACGACACGGACAUAGGAGAAUAUGUUCAUACAUAUGGCGGUGCCGGGAACAUUCGCAUGACUAAUGGAUAUCAAAGAUGUUUUCCUUGGAGUCUGAAGUGAUCGCCCCAUCGAUACCUAAUUUGGGAAAAGGAUCCUCUACAACGACCCGCGCCAAAAUAUUGGAAAAUCACCAACAACACAGUAGACUCCAUCCAUCAUGACGAAAAGGCGUUGACUGCAGAAGUGGAUCACAGUGAAGGUGGAUAUGAGAGCUGGAAAGGUCU
Hymenoscyphus albidus is the source of this 1393-nucleotide messenger RNA. The record is from the annotation of a GenBank genome assembly. NCBI's taxonomy places the organism in Eukaryota, Fungi, Ascomycota, Leotiomycetes, Helotiales, Helotiaceae.